Molecule: messenger RNA, 2397 nt
Organism: Pieris rapae (cabbage white)
Lineage: Eukaryota; Metazoa; Arthropoda; Insecta; Lepidoptera; Pieridae
Product: maltase 1
Exons: 8
Coding region: 128-1714 (528 amino acids)
Biological process (GO): oligosaccharide catabolic process
Molecular function (GO): alpha-amylase activity
Source: RefSeq, a predicted model, not a curated record
CGCAAGUCAAGGGCGUAGAGUUAAGCUUUGAAUUCAUUUAUAAAAAGUAAUAAAUGUGUAAUGGCAAAUUCAUCAAAUAUUACCUUCACUAGCACAAUCAAAUUCGAAAAUCAAUCAGUGUAAUACAAUGUGGCUCGUUGUGAUAAUGUCUGUGAUGCUGGCUAAGACUGUGUCUGCAGGCUGGAAUAAUACAAUCUACUACAAAGUAUUAGUCGAUUCAUUCAAGGAUUCUGAUGGUGACGGCUUGGGAGACCUGAUAGGCGCAACAAAACAGUUAAGUUAUAUUGGAGCGGUAGGAGCUGAUGCUGUUAUUUUAUCUCCAAUUAACGCCAAAAGCCCUGACUGUGACCACCCAGGUACUGUAGGUUUCACCGAAAUUGACCAACGCUACGGAGAUGAAGACUCGUUAACAAAAUUAAUAGAAAAAUCUCGAAAAUUAGAUCUUAAGAUGUUAGUAAGUGUAGACGUGCGCAGUAUUAGUACUUUAUCUGAAUGUUUCAACCUUAGCGCUGCAAGGACUUUAGGUUUUGAGGACUGGGUUUUAUGGCAAGACACUCCAGCCGACCCAAAGCUUGAUGGCGUCGACUGGGUGUGGAAUGACAUCAGAAACUCUUAUUACGCUUCUAUUAAUAACGAAACUCUACUAAACCUCUGCUCAGACGGUGUGACGGAAGCUUUUAGAAGAGCUCAAUGUAUUUGGCUUCAACGAGGCUUUGCGGGACUUGUACUCAGUCCCGAUUUUACCAUUAAUCACGAAUGUGGUGUCAAUUUCGUGCAAAAAAUGGCUGUAUACGCUCGCAGUUGUACCAGAGCUGCUAAUAUUGAGAAGCCAAUAAUUUUAAUUGAUACAGCGUUCGAAAUAGAAACCGCAUCAAAGUACUACGAUGACAGUGUCACUAUAAUAAGUAAUGCCUUAACUGGCCCGGUGAGAACAUCGCCAUCUUUGGCUGUAGCUUUACAUACUGAGCUCGUGUACUGCCCACAAGAUAUGACCCCCACGUGGCGCACAUCCAAUUCGGAAAAUCGGAUUUUCUCGCGUUAUGGCAGCGCAUUCGUAGAUGCAAUCAUUAUUAUAUCUUUAUUCUUACCGGGAUCUACCAUUAUACAACAAGGUGAUGAACUCGGUGCCGCUGACACGUUAUUGGAAUGGGCAACAACGAAUAAAUGUUGGCCUAUACUAGCAAGGCCUUUUGCUGCACCCUUUCCAUGGGAUGAUUCUCCAUCAGCAGGAUUUACAAGUGGUGAAAGCUGGCUAACACUUGCACCAAAUUAUAGAUAUGCGAAUGCUAAAAUAGAAUUCGCAAACGAACAAAGUCACUUUGGAGUUGUGAGAGCGGUAGCUGUGCUUAGAAAAUCGCCAGAUUUUGGUCCACAUUAUGAAAUAAAACGUAUUGAUGACGCUCUUGUGAUUCUAAGAUGGGGUGCAAUAGGCUCGCUUUUGAUGGUUUCUAAUUUGGGUCAACGAAAUUGUGAAAUACAGCUUUCUAAAAUACCAGGACUUCCAAAUGAAAUGACGGCGGCAGUUAGUUCUGGAGGUUCGAGUUCUUCAACAGGUGUGAACAUCAAUAUGAAUAAAUUAUUAAAGCUUGUUCCGGGGGAGACUAUUCUGAUGGCUGGACCUCCAAGGCACUGCGGAGGGCCGGGACCAGUUGAUAAGAUUGCAAACAAACUGUCUGAAGGUUGGCAGAAGAUCAAUAAAUACUUUAGCGUGUAAUCAACAAGUGUUAAAGGUUGACAUUGUUAUCAAUAAAUUACUAAAUAUUGCGAUUUAAUCUGCUUUUGACCUGGUGUUGGUUUAAUGUCUGAUAAAAGCGAAAUUUUAUCUUACUCGCAAACUAUAUAAAAUAUAUAUGGAAAUUGCAUGGUUAAAAAAUAAGGGAGUAGAAAUAAGAGAAAACUAAAAGUCCAAUUAAAAAUGGAAGUGGACAUAUCAUAAAGUGGAAAAUGUAACAGAAAUCCAAUUACAAGCCAACAUCUUCAGCAUGCUUGACACACUUCUUAGACGUACGUAAGACACAGAGCUCCGUACUAGGCUCCUAGCUGACCUAUUUACGGAAUAUUAACCAACUAUCCAUUACCGCAUUUUGUUCUUUAAUUAAGAACUUUUACAGUAUUAUUGUAUUGUAUUGUAUAUUAAGUGAGGCAAUAUAGGAAUUAUUUUACUAAUACAUAUGCGGUAUACGGAUACCAUAGAUUGUUGUCAUGUCACGUGGUUUAUGAAAAAUCAUUGAUAUUAUUAAAUGUUUAUCUUAAUCUUCAGGAUCUUUCAGAUUAAAAAUUGCAAAUCCUUACAUUUCGCGCUUACUUUCAAUGUUUUACUGAGACCAACCUGUAAAUAACGUGUAAGCAUUGUUCAGGCUCAUUAUAACUUUAACUGAAGUAAUCACUUAUAAUCCA